AAACAGUUUAACAAAAUGAAAGUAAACAGUUAAAAAAAACAAUCGUUUUAACUGAAACGGAAACAGGAAGAUUAAAUAUCAUAUCAAUGUGAAAACAAAGCAUGUUAUGUCUGCAGUUUUAUAAGUAAAUUAUUUUUACAAAAACUUUCAUGCCAUGGCUGACUUGAGCUUAAUUUCACUGAGGUGGACCUAAUGAGAAAUUACAUUUGGAAUAUAACUAAUUUUGGAGCUACAUGACAGAUUGUUGCAGAUUGUAAGAACAGAACAGAAAAAAUAUCAUAAUGAAGAGGCUCCACUUAAAAAUGACCAAAGAAGCUAAAAUGGCAUCAAUACUUUUAGGAGUAUUCUGCAUUAUAGAACAUCUUCCAGUAACUAUAGCUACCAAUUCAACUGCCGCAACAGAAGAAUGUUCCAGAAAUUCUACACCUUGCCAGGAUGGGACUUUAUUCAAAGCUUGGUCACCAAUUCAUAAUCUCAGCCCAGGGGAUCAGGUUGCAAGGGCUAUUGUGUACUUUGUUUCUAUGAUUUAUUUGUUUCUUGGUGUGUCGAUUGUAGCUGAUCGCUUUAUGGCUGCUAUUGAGGUGAUAACUUCAAAAGAAAAAGAAAUUGUUAUUAAACGUAUUGAUGGAACUUCAACUACGGUUAAUGUACGUGUCUGGAAUGAAACAGUUUCAAAUCUUACCUUAAUGGCUUUGGGGUCUUCAGCUCCAGAAAUUCUUUUAUCUGUUAUUGAAAUUUGUUUGAAAAACAAUUUUAUGGCAGGAGAGUUAGGGCCAAGUACAAUUGUAGGUAGUGCUGCUUUUAAUUUGUUUGUUAUAAUUGCAAUAUGUGUGUAUUGUGUUCCAAAUGGAGAGUCCCGCACGAUAAAACAUUUACGAGUGUUUCUCCUGACAGCAACAUGGAGUAUAUUUGCUUAUUUAUGGUUGUAUUUUAUUCUUGCAGUGACUUCACCUGGAGUCAUACAAAUAUGGGAAGCUACUUUAACACUUGCAUUUUUUCCAAUAACAGUUUUGACCGCUUAUAUUGCAGACAAAAAAUUAUACCCUUACCGAUUUCUAACAAAGAGGUAUAGGUCAGGUAAACAUAAACCUGUUAUGAUUAGUAGUGAAGGUGACGGCCAUGAGAUGCAAGGUGGAAAGAUGAAUAAUGUUGACGAGAUCGUUUUCAAAGGUUUGGACGGUAGUGAGUCCGAUAUGAAAGAAAUCAAAGAAUUUGAACAGCAUAGAAAAGAUUAUAUGGACAUAAUCAGAGAACUUCGCAAAAAGCAUCCUAAUGCAGAUAUGAAACAACUGGAAGAAAUGGCAGAAUUAGAGGCUAUUAAUAGAGGUCCAAAAAGUCGAGCUUUUUAUAGAAUUCAGGCCACACGAAAACUUACUGGUGGAGGCAAUGUCAUUAAAAAAGCAAAAAUUGAAAGAAGAGCCAGUGUAGAAGAUGUUAAGGUGGAAAUUGCAGAAGACAAUAUCACGAGGGUGUUCUUCGAUCCUGGACAUUAUACAGUGAUGGAAAAUGUAGGGUCUUUUGCUCUAACUGUGUCUAGAACUGGAGGGGAUCUUAACAAAACACUCUAUGUAGACUUCAAAACUGAAGAUGGAACAGCCAAUGCUGGUUCGGACUAUGAACAUUCAGAAGGAACGAUUGUGUUUUAUCCACUUGAAACUCACAAACAAUGUGAAGUAACUAUAAUAGAUGAUGAGCUUUUUGAAGAAGAUGAACACUUCUAUGUUCGUUUGAGUAAUCUUAGAUUAGGGGAUUCCCAAGGAAUGUUUGAAAGUGGACAGAAUACCAAUGAGGCUAAGCUUGGGACCCCACAUGUUGCAACAGUGAUGAUUUUAGACGAUGAUCACCCAGGAAUCUUCCAUUUUGAUGAAAAAGAAAUGUCUGUCCCAGAAGCAAUUGGAGAAGUGGAAGUUAAAGUCAAAAGAUCAUCUGGUGCUAGAGGCAUGGUGAAGAUUCCAUACCACACAAUAGAUGCAUCUGCCAAAUGUGGAAAAGAUUUUGAGUUGGUUGAACAUGAGAUAGUUUUUGAUAAUGACGAGACUGAGAAAAUGAUUCACAUCAGAAUUUUUGAUGAUGAAGAAUAUGAAAAGAAUGAAGAGUUCUAUUUAGUACUUGAUGAACCAUGUCUUUUGAGAAAAGGAUCAGACUCGGAGACGGAGGAGGGUGAAGAAGAUAAGUAUAUUGAAAGAAACACAGAACCUCUUCCAAAUGAGGAAAAUGAAGAACUGUUAGAGAUGGGAAAGCCUAGACUUGGAGAUACAACAAAGAUUAAUAUACACAUUAUAGAAAGCUAUGAAUUUAAGAAUGUAGUUGACAAGCUUCUAAAGAAAGCCAAUGUUUCAUUGGUUGUUGGUACAUCUUCAUGGAGAGAACAGUUCAGUGAUGCCAUAACAGUUAGUGCAGAUUCAGGUGCUUCCAAAGGUGAUGAAGAAGAUGAAGAAAGUGAAGAAAAACUGCCAUCAUGUAUGGAUUAUGUUAUGCACUUCCUUACUCUCUUCUGGAAAGUUAUGUUCGCUUUUAUUCCACCCACAGAUUACUUUGGAGGCUGGGCAUGCUUCUGUGUCUCCAUCAUUAUGGUUGGACUACUGACUGCUGUUAUUGGAGAUUUGGCAUCAGGAUUUGGUUGUACCAUUGGUCUGAAAGAUUCAGUAACAGCUAUAUCCUUUGUAGCUUUGGGUACCAGUGUUCCAGAUACCUUUGCCAGUAAAGUAGCAGCUAUAAAUGACCAGUAUGCUGAUUCCUCAAUAGGAAAUGUGACUGGAAGCAAUGCUGUAAAUGUUUUCUUGGGUAUUGGUAUUGCCUGGACUAUAGCUGCCAUAUACCAUGCUGCCAAUGGGAAUACAUUUGAAGUACCACCAGGAGACUUAGCCUUGUCUGUUACAGUUUUCUGUGCAGAAGCAGCUGUGGUUGUUAUUGUUAUGUUGGUUAGACGGCGUUAUGGAGGAGAGUUGGGAGGACCUCCGAAAACUAAAAUAAUAACAACUGUAUUUUUUGUUUCCUUAUGGGUUAUCUACCUUGUUUUGUCAUCUAUGAGAUCAUACUGUUACAUAGAUUUCUAAGGAUAGUAUCCCCUCAGGAGGAGAUUUAAGAUCAAUUAAAUGUCAAAAUGCAAAUCGGUUUUAUCUCUUUAUUUAUUUACUUAUUAUUUUUUUUUAUUGAUUUAUUACGUCUGUUUAGUUCCAGAGGACAGUCUUUCAACUAAUCAUGAAGAUUUGUUGUUUUUAGAAUAUCUGUUUAAAAAUAACACAAAAAGUUCCAUGUUCUCUACGUAAUUUAUGUUGAUUUGCUUGUUGUUUUGUUUGUUUUUGUCUCAUUGUUUUAAAUGACCAACUCAUGUUUAACCGACUCAUAUGUUUAUGUUAAUUUUUUUUUCCUUCAAUAUUUACGUUAAAAAAAGUGUUCUUUGCUAAAUGUUAAUACAUUUUUUCCUUUAUUUAUACAUGGCUUCAAGUAUUGAUUUUAAAUACCUUAACAUAAUAAAAGUUACAAAAAGAUGUAAUAAAUGUUUUGAGUGAAAAAAAGGUCAAAAUUGAGGAGAGUAAAAUCCAUGACUAAUUAGACAAAGUGUCGUUAGUAGCCAUAGAGGGUUAUUCUUCCCAUUUUAAAAAUUUAUAUAGCAGAGAUUUGCCAUUGCUGGUAAGGCACGUUUACUGUAUUCUGUUUAAACACUAACCAAGAUUAGUCUUGAGUAUUUAUAUAUCUGUUUUCUUCUCAAUUUGCAAGAAUAGAAUCAGUGUUAAUUGUCGGCAAGUGAAGUAAUAUAAUAAAUUUGUUCCUUAAUUUGCAGUAUUUUUGCUUUUUAACUGUAUGAAUCCUUUCUCCAUUCCAGUUAAGAAAUCAUGCAACUUGUAAAUACCAUGAAGUAUUCAGAUUUAACUCGACAUUGUUCAUCACUGAAAUGGCUCAAAAACAUUGUGUUUCAUCGUUGUUGAAUCUCUUUUAUUGUAUUAAUUUAAAUCUACAAUUUGAUUAUACAUAUUGUUAAAAAAACACUUUUUUUUUUCUUGAUUUAUAUAUUUCUUGUUCAUGUGAAUAUGUAAAAUUUUUUAACAUCACUGCCAUUUACUCAACAUGGAUUCAGUGAUUAACUGGGGGUAUAUAUAUAUAUAUAUCAAGGAUUUUUUUUAGGAAUAAGUCAAAUUAGGAGCGGUCACUUUUCAAAAUGCAACUUUUUAAGUAAUAGAAAAUUUAAGGAACUUUGAUUCAAUGUAUCUUCUUUAGGUUCAUUUUUAAAUGUAAACUGCAUAUUUAUAAAAUUGUAUUUGCAUCUAGUAUUUCAGUUAAGGGUUUUCACUAACUAAAGAGGAAGCAAGUCAACUCGUACCAUUGCAAACUCGUACCAUGUCAACUC
Mytilus californianus (California mussel) is the source of this 4348-nucleotide messenger RNA. RefSeq names its product sodium/calcium exchanger 3-like. Lineage: Eukaryota; Metazoa; Mollusca; Bivalvia; Mytilida; Mytilidae. Gene Ontology annotation, cellular component: sarcolemma; axon; postsynapse. The coding region runs from base 282 to 3056 and encodes 924 amino acids. The transcript has 10 exons. The record is from RefSeq and is a predicted model, not a curated record. Gene Ontology annotation, molecular function: calcium:sodium antiporter activity. Gene Ontology annotation, biological process: cell communication; calcium ion import across plasma membrane; sodium ion transmembrane transport.